GGAACAACGAAUUUUGGGUGAGCCAGCCCCGCCAGUGGAAAGAGGACUGGAUUCCGAGAGCGACAAGCAAGCAGCUAGAGAAGUCUCAGAGUCUGUCUGACUGACUGACUGACACCCUCUCUCUCUCCCACCCAGCCAUCCCACCACCACCCCCAGCUGCAGCCGACAGGAACAACCCCUCCUGGUCCUGUGCUCCCGCCGAAAGAAAAAGAGAGACGAUUAAUUAAUCAAGCCUCUCCCACCCUCGCCCGACCCACGCGACAAGACCGAUCAAACCACAGCCAAGAUGGAGGACAACACCACCGUCGCCGAGUACGACCUGCUGCCGACGCUCGUCACCAAGCUCGACCGGCACCUGAUCUUCCCGCUGCUCGAGUUCCGCCGCGGCCAGCUGGAGAACGAGGACGGCGUGUCCAAGGACGAGGCCAAGUCGCGCGAGCUGCUCAAGGCCACCUACGAGCUGCUGCGCAAGACCAACAUGACCGACUACGUCGCCAACCUGUACUGCGACCUCGAGGGCCUGCAGGACCCACCAAAGGAGUACGCCGACAAGAGGCAAAAGGUCAUCGAGACCCUCGAGGCCUUCGAGGACACCACGGGCAAGAUCCAGGAGCUGCUGGGGCGCGAGGACGUCGUCACGAACCUGCGGAGCGACAAGGUUGCCAACCUGGAGUUCCUCAAGAAGGAGCAUGAUGUCACGAUCGAGAUGGUCAACGCCCUCUACGACUUUGGUAACUUCAAGUACAGCUGCGGCGACUACGGCGGGUCCGCCGACCUCCUCUACCAGUUCCGUGUCCUCUCCACCGACAACGACAAGGUGUCGGCCGCCACGUGGGGCAAGCUCGCCUCCGAGAUCCUGUCUACCAGCUGGGACUCGGCCCUCGAGGAGCUGAUGAAGGUCAAGGAGAACAUCGACACCAAGCUCUUCAACAACCCCCUCGCCCAGCUGCAGCAGCGCACCUGGCUCAUCCACUGGGCCCUGUUCCCCCUCUUCAACAGCGACACCGCCCGCGACCCCCUCCUCGACCUCUUCUUCUCCCCCGCCUACAUCAACACCAUCCAGACCUCGUGCCCCUGGGUGCUGCGCUACCUCGUCGCCGCCGUCAUCACCGGCCGCGGCCGCUCCCGCAACUCGGGCGUCCAGCAGAAGCAGCUCAAGGACAUAGUCCGGAUCGUGCGCCAGGAGGCCUACGAGUACACCGACCCCCUGACCGAGUUCGUGCGCGCCCUCUUCAUCGACUUCGACUUUGACGACGCGCAGCGCCAGCUGGGCCGCGCCGAGGAGGUCCUGCGCGCCGACUUCUUCCUGGCCGGCGGCGUCGACGCCUUCGUCGACAACGCCCGCCACCUCAUCUUUGAGAGCUACUGCAAGAUCCACGCGCGCAUCGACAUCAAGGGCCUGAGCAAGACGCUCGGCCUCGACAACGAGGCCGGCGAGAAGUGGAUCGUCAACCUCAUCCGCGACACGCGGCUCGACGCCAAGAUCGACUCGAGCGAGGGCACCGUCGUCAUGAACCACCCGCCCAGCAGCGUCUACCAGCAGGUCAUCGAGAGGACCAAGGGCGGCUUCUUCAGGACCCAGGUCCUCAGCGCGGCGGUGGCCAAGUAGAUGUGAAUUGAAUGUAAUCGAGGCGAGGCGGCUCGGUAGAGAGAGAGACGAGAGACGAGAGACGAAGGGAAGGAAGAAGACGAAACAAGAAGGAGACUAAAGAGCAUGCAUGGGGCGGCAAGGGGGACGACAUGUGGACGGACGGGGCAUGAACCAAGCGUGAACACCCAAGCUUUUGAACAAUUGACAGACAGGUCGGAGCUUUUUUGCACGUUGUAUUCCAAGGUACGGGGGCAAAAAGGCAGGCGUUUUAGGGCAAGAAAAGGGGACUGGCCCCCUCCCCUUGGGAAAGCUUGUUUCCCGAAGAGGGGCCCGCGACUGUCGCCGGUUGUCGGUCGACAAUGAAUAGACAAAAUACCUACCUUACCAGUAUCCCCGAGGCCCCGCGCGACGGACGGGGAGGGGAGGGGAGUUGCCUGGCUCUCGCGCACACACACUAUGCCAGGGGUGGAUGCUACGCGUCUGACAAACCAGCACGCACACGCACGCGCGCGCGCACAGCAUGGCUGGCUGGCUUGGCUGUAUUUUUCGCAUAGGGCCGCUGUCGAUCAGUGGGACAGCGUUGAAGCCGCGUGGGUGAGUCGCCUCGAGCGAAGCGUUGAUGCCUGCCUGCUUGGGGCUCUGGGGACCCCCCCCCCUGCUCUGUCAACGACGGACGGACGGACGGGCGAGGAUUACGGAGCUCAGAGCUGUCCAGGGUAGUAUACUCGCCUGUCUGUCUGUCUGCCUCUGCCUGUCUGUCUGGCCUGGGAUUAUCUGCAGGCCCACCAGAAGGGAAACAUAUCAACACGAUGAAGCGAUAUGCGCUGAAUCUUCUUGAAGGAGUCGCACAUCCGUGUAGUAUGUUGAUGAGCUUGAUGUAGACAGACAUGAGUUGCUAGUAGCGGGAGGGCACCUGGGCUGAUAGGCAGGCAGGCGCCUGAGGCAGGCAUACCUAGGUAGAUAUCGAGACGAGAGAGAGAGGAAGGAAAAAGGGAUAUCUUGAAUAAAGCGGCGAAGCAAGUACCCUGAGAACGUGACUGGCAUGCAGGAGGGAUCCCUACAUCUAGACUCGCCCCUGGCCUGCCCUGCCCUGACUUCAUCCACGACAUCCCGUCAUCCCAUUCAUGCGGUGCUAUACAGAACAGUCGGCAUAUCCAUCCCCUCAGCGGGCGGUCUUGGUUUGACUAGAGAUUGGAGAAUGGGAAUCCCCAACGAGGGAAAAUUGAAUGCACCUCCA
This is a messenger RNA of Diaporthe batatas, 2828 nucleotides long. RefSeq lists its product as uncharacterized. Gene Ontology annotation, biological process: translational initiation. Bases 287 to 1609 code for a protein of 440 amino acids. Gene Ontology annotation, cellular component: nucleus; cytoplasm; eukaryotic translation initiation factor 3 complex. NCBI's taxonomy places the organism in Eukaryota, Fungi, Ascomycota, Sordariomycetes, Diaporthales, Diaporthaceae. The transcript is spliced from 2 exons. Gene Ontology annotation, molecular function: translation initiation factor activity. The record is from RefSeq and is a predicted model, not a curated record.